Molecule: messenger RNA, 1308 nt
Organism: Lytechinus variegatus (green sea urchin)
Lineage: Eukaryota; Metazoa; Echinodermata; Echinoidea; Temnopleuroida; Toxopneustidae
Product: neurocan core protein-like
Exons: 6
Coding region: 265-1218 (317 amino acids)
Molecular function (GO): calcium ion binding
Source: RefSeq, a predicted model, not a curated record
CCCCCUGCACCAUCCUUUCUUCACACCACCGGUCUUUUUUUCUGCAAACACCCGACCUCCUUUUCCUACAUACAGGACUAUACAAAUCCAUUAAUUUGCACUCAAGAUUAAUAUACCCUAGCCUUCACCUCAUAUUGUUUUUAACUGGAUUAAAAUUUCUCGAUUAAAAUUGAACUGAACUGCACCUCCAUUUUGGGGGCAUCUUCGUUUCAUAACCAAUUACUCUACUAAACCGAGAUACACUACGCGACAGCGUUCCUGUUCAUGAUGGAAACUACUUUUACUACACACCAAUUUGUGAUCAUCCUCCAUUAUUAUUUAGUAUUUAAAGUAACAGCUUACGACAACCUGGUUACAAACAACGCCAUUUGCAACUUCCCAUCAUGCAACACGAUCGAAUUAAAAAGUGGGAUUUCAAUUCGCUUGCAACCAAAAAUCGUAACUGGGAUGACGAAUGAAGAAGCCAGGUGGCCAGAGGUGAAAAGAGCCAACAAUUACGUAUGCAAACUUCCAGCAUGUCUUUCUGCCCCUUGUCUAAAUGGAGCAUCAUGUGUGGAGACAUUCCAAGGCUUUAUCUGCAAAUGUUCUCCGGGUAUUUACAGCGAACAUUGUGCAUGUCUUUCUAAUCCAUGUCUAAAUGGUGGAACAUGUACGGAGACUCUCCAAGCAUACACCUGCGAAUGUACCGCUGCUUACGAAGGUCAACACUGUGAGACGCCCGCUGCACCGCCUGUAGUAUCGCCCCCAGGGGUGAUGCCUACUCCAUGCCCAUGGAGUCAAAGCUGUCCAGAUUCUUGGAGUACUUUUCAAGGCAAUUGUUAUCAGUACAUCCGCACCUCGGUACACUUCAGUCCUGCGUUGUCGAGUUGCAGAGCUAGCGUCCAAUCGAACUGCGAAGCUGACCUCGUUUCCAUUCACAGUCUUAUCGAGUUGGAAUUCUUGAAGCAGAUCUGCGAAACAACGCUGCACUCGAAUUGCGACUCGCAGUGGAUUGGACUCAGUCGGAGUUCCUACUCCAACCCAUUUGCGUGGACGGACGAAACGCCUCUCAACUACACGGAAUGGCAGAACGGAGAGCCUACCAGCAUCGGUCCUGGUGGCUACUUCUCAUUGUUUUGCGUCCAGAUGAAUAUGACCUCUUUGGAAUGGGUAACGACAUCAUGUUCUGAAGAAGUUAGUUCAUAUACUUGCAAGUUUUCAAUGAAACAGAUCAGUUAGUGUGUUGUCGGGCCUCCCACAGAUUAAACCAUCUAUUGAGAGUUUUGAGGGAAGGAAAUGGUUAUCAUUCGAGGAAGAAGUUCAAACUCC